This is a messenger RNA of Sinocyclocheilus anshuiensis, 1874 nucleotides long. Its product is annotated as caspase recruitment domain-containing protein 10-like. Gene Ontology annotation, molecular function: CARD domain binding. NCBI's taxonomy places the organism in Eukaryota, Metazoa, Chordata, Actinopteri, Cypriniformes, Cyprinidae. The coding region runs from base 330 to 1874 and encodes 514 amino acids. Gene Ontology annotation, cellular component: cytoplasm. The record is from RefSeq and is a predicted model, not a curated record. The transcript has 13 exons. Gene Ontology annotation, biological process: regulation of apoptotic process.
UGACCGUGACUUUCCUAUUUUGUUGCGUGACUCGGGCAUUUUGUGUUUUCGGCUAUUUUUCUCCGGACAUUGUCUGAGCGGUAUUUCUCUAAAAUAAUUGCGUUAAAUCGAGUCAUGAAGUUUAAAUUUAAAUAGUGCAGAUGAAAGAGAGUCGCGUGUAAACAUGUCAAUGAAGCGUUGACUCCCGAGAGAGAGAGAGAGAGAGAGAGAGAGAGAGAGAGAGAGAGAGAGAGUCUGAAGAGAGAAAGAGAGAGAGAGAGAGAGAGAGAGUCUGAAGUGUCGCUGUUGUUUUCAUUCCUCUAAUCUCACUCGUUCAUCACCUGCGGAUCAUGAGCGGUGAAUGGCCACUGGGAGACGAGAGUUCGCUCAUGUCUCCGUCAGAGGAGGAGAAGCACGAGGAGCUGUGGGAGAGAGUGGAAGGAGUGCGACACAAACUGACCCGCAUUUUAAACCCGGCGAAGUUGACGCCGUAUCUGCGACAGUGCAAGGUGAUCGACGAGCAGGACGAGGACGAGGUGCUGAACUCCAGUCAGUAUCCGCUGAGGAUCAGCAGAGCCGGGCGUUUAUUGGACAUCCUGAGGGGGCGUGGCGAGCGCGGUCUCCAGGCCUUCAUGGAGUCACUGGAGUUUUACCAUCCGGAGCAGUUCACGCAGCUGACCGGACAACAGCCGACACAACGCUGCUCCAUCAUGCUGGAUGAGGAGGGUCCUGAGGGUCUGACUCAGUUUCUGCUGCUGGAGGUUCGUAAGCUGCGAGAGCAGUUGCACUGCAGUCGUGUGUGUGAGCGGCGUCUGUCUCAGCGCUGUCGCAUGGCCGAGGAGGACAGAAGUCGAGUUGAGCGCAAAGUGCAGGAGCUGCGACAGGACCGUAUACAACAGGAGAGGUUGAGGCAGGACUGUGAGUCUGGCAGUCGUGAGUUGGGUUUGCUGAAGGAGAGACAUCUGGAGCAGGCUGUGAAAUAUGCGCGAGCGUUAGAGGAGCAACGUAAAGCUGCAGCGCGUGAGAGAGAUCUGCUCACAGAGGUGGAGCAGCUCAGGAAGAGAUUACAGGAGGUGGAGAAACGAGCUCACGAUGGCUCUGCCCCCUCACUGACGCAUCACACAAGCAGCGGAGUGUGUGACGGCGCCCCCACAGGACUGGAGGAGACACCACCGCUUGCCGUGAGAAACAGAGAGCUGAACUCUGGAAAUCAGGCUCUGUUGGACAUCCUGAAGCAGGACCGGCGGGAGGCGGCGGAGCAGCGGCAGGAGCUGAGCAGCACCAUCGCUCAACUGCAGGGGGAGCUGGAGAGCUCCGAGAAUCAGAGAGAGAAAUUGGCGUCUCAGUGUGAGCAGCUGCAGCUGCGUCUCAGGACUCUGCAGCUGGACUGGGAGACUGAGCAGAGCAGGAGUGUGUCCUACUUCAACCAGAUCAUGGAACUGGAGAGAGAGAGAGACCAGGCGCUGCGCAGUCGUGACAGUCUGCAGCUGGAGUUCACCGACUGCCUCCUGGAUAAGAACCGUCUGCGCAAACGUAUCGCGGAGCUGCAGAGCAGCCUGGAGCAGCUGCAGAGAGAGACGGAGAGAAACCGAGAGCGGAGAGAGCAGAGCACCACCUCCAUGCACUGCUCUCACCUGUCGUUGUUCAGCGAGGAUCAGUGUUUCGGGCCGUGUUGUUCAGUUGGUCUGAGUCCCAGUCCACUCACACUCAGAGCUCAGCUGAAGUCAGCCUCUGGAGCUCAGAUCUGUGAGCAGUCUGAAGACUCCUGCUGCUCUAAUUCGGAGGAGAAUCUGCUCAUGCCGGAGUGUAACACGGAGAAGGACAUCAACAGGCUCUCGACAUUUCCCUUUCCUCCCUGUAUGAACUCCAUUAACCGCAGAGCAAACAUAGAGUAA